ACCGUUCGGACGUGCGCGUAAGCGUGUCGUUUUUAUUCGUGGCGAAUAAAAAUAUCGAGGAAAAAGCUCGCACGUGCGACGCUUGCAAAAAAAAAAAUAUAAGAAAUUUAUAUAUAUUACUACAAGUGCGGAAUCCAAAUAAAUAUUCAAUAACGAGUGCAAAAAUUAUUGGCAAGCGCAAAAAAGAUUUAUAAAUAGUGCAACAACAACAACAGCACAAUAAAAGAAUUUGUCAGGCGGCGUUUGUUUUUGUUCUCUCUCCCUCUCUCUCACUCUCUCGCUCGCUCGCUCUCGCUGUCUCUUUUUAUCAUUCGUCUGCCGGCCUUCGUUGCGCGUGUGUGCGUGUGUCUCCGCAUCCGUAUAUCCGUGCGUGUGUCCGUGCGUGCGUUUGUGUGUGUGUGUGCAGCGCAAAGAUAAAAAAGUUGAGAAAUUGAGAUAUACGAAAUGAAAUACAAAAAUUCAACUUAAGAAAUGGCGCCGAAGAGAAAUUAAUUUAUGGCGAAAAUUUAAUAAGUGCAGGGCAUAAAAAAAAAAGUGCGCACAAGUUUUCACCCAGCCGACAAAAGCCGGCCGAUAUAUAUAUUUCUAUAAAUACAACUUAAAUAAUAUCGAAAUAUUCUAAACACGCGACAAAAUAAAGAAAGAAAGAAAAAUCCUGUGUGUGUGUUUGAGUGUGCUAAAAUGCCGUCGGCAAAAUGCUAAAUGCGAAUGCAACAAAAUUAGUUAAACUAGCUGACAAAUCAAACAAAAACCAAUCAACAAAUGUGCCAAAUUGUUAAGUGGAAGUCCAGUAAUUAGACAGAUUGGACUAUUAGCAUAACAAACAAAAGAUAAAAGUACAUAAGAUAUGGAUCCCAAUCGUAGCUCUUUAAAAAAUAUUUAGAGGACAAGAAAACACAUGUAGAGGUUAUUCAAAGACCUUCUUUGAUCUUAUAGAAUCGACUAUCACAUAAUUCAAAGUUACUCCCAAAUCACGAAGCUAUAUUCAUUAAACAUCAAGAGGGUCACAAUCGGAAACUGGUAAAAAUGGAUUACUAGCAAGAGCCGAAACUUGGUUAUCUAAAAUAUUGCCCAAAAAUGACCGAAUACGUGACGCCCUUGAUUAGCACCGUCUUGAAGAAAUACCAGACGAGUGCCACGAAAUCGCUUCAGGGCCCAGGACACACCCUAACAUCCGCCGGUGUCCUGGAUAUUGCCACCAACGGAAGAAGUGAGAGUCCUGGCUUGGGCUUGUCCAAUGGAAAAUGCCAAGCCUCGUCGCCAAAUGUUGCUCUAAUAAAAAAGGAAAUACUCAGUUCACCAGAGCCCCAGGACCUCCAUCAUGAAUGCUCAUCGAGGGGCACGCCCCCACAGAUAUAUCCACCCGCCACGCCUUCCAGGGAACUCUCACAACCGAUCCUAUCGGUAGCCGAUUCGGGAUGUGGAAAACUGUACGAGACGAAGUUGGAGGGAAAAACCAUUGGAUGCUUUUCCGUGGGCGGUGAAAUGAGACUUUGCCUGCCCCAGUUUCUCAACAAUGUUCUCAAUGAUUUUUCGCUGGAACAGAUCAACAGGAUCUUCGAUGAACUGGGCAUCUACUGUUCACAGUGCACGCCCGAUCAGCUGGUGGAAUUCAAGGCCGCCGAGAUCCUGCCAUCGGAUGUUAAGGCCAGCGGCUUGAUCACCCGCACCGAUGCGGAGCGUCUCUGUGCGGCUCUACUCCAUCGCUCGGACCGGAAUAGCUAUGUCCCGAUCGAGAGUUUGCCCAAGGGGGCACUGAGUUUCCACGUCUAUCACAAGUGCUUUGGCAAAUGCGAGGGCAUCUGCACACCCGACAUGUACUCACACCAGAAGCCGACCUGCAUCAAGUGCCUGGAGUGCGACGGCUGGUUCUCGCCACAGAAAUUCGUGGGUCAUGUGCAUCGCAAGUUCGAGAAUCAGACAUGUCACUGGGGCUUCGAUUCGCGCAACUGGCACGAUUAUCUUCAUGUGGCGCUGAAUGUGGAGAACCGGGAGAAGUACCAGAUCGUCCUGGAUGAGCUGAAGGAGGUGGAGAUCAAGGAGAUGCACAAAGAGAUGCACAAGGCGCAAUGGGAAUUGGAUCACAAAAAAAGAAAGGCGGAAAUGCUCAUGGACGAUGGUCUCCUGGGCUCGGGGCAUGUUCUUGGCUUGGCGGGACAUCCUCAUGGACUGGUAGGCGCCUUGGCCCCGCCCCCGCCGCCGCCGAUGAAACAGCCCCAGAUGGACAUUCCCAGUGGCAAGAAGCAGCAGCAGCAGCAGCAGCAGCUUAAGGGGGCGUCGACGGCUGCCACGCCCGCGCUGGAGUAUCACUAUCAGAUUAUGUAUGCGCAGUGUGUGCAGCAGCAGCAGCAGAGGGAGCGGGAAAGGGAGCGAGAGCAUCUGCCACACUCGCACUCGCAUUCGCAUCCCCUGCCCCACCAACAUCGAGCCGUACUGGUGGCCACCGCCCCCCACCCACAUGGACCGCAUCACCACCCACCACCCACGCUGAACUCCUCGUCGGCCUUCCGACCUUGGGGACCCACCACCGCCAAGGCUUUUCUGCAUGCCUACAAUGCCACGCUAUCUUCGCUACCCUAUACCUGCCAGGAACCACCCAAGCUCCAGAAUCCGGAGCGAGUGGUGCGGAGUACGGACAAGAGAUACGCGGAGACGACUUACCAACCCAAUGUGGCCUUGGCACCGCGGAAGAGUAUGCUCUCCAAGGAGCGGGACAGCGAGAGGGAGCGCCUGGAAAGGGAGGUGAUGGAGCGGCAGAAGUUGCGGGAGAAGGAGCGGGAUCAGCAGGUGGUGCACAUCAAGCUAGAACGCGCGCAGACACCCACACCACCCACAAUAUCGCCGCCCGAGGAUGUGGCAGCACCUAUGGAGGUCGUCGAACCACCGCACACCUCCUCGAGUGGCAGCAAUUCACCACUACCCGCCCACCUGCCACCCGCAGCACCAGCCACCGCACCACCGAAUGCUGUCGGUGGUGCACCGCCGACACCCACUAACCUGCGGAACAUGCGCAGUCCCGAGGAGUUUUCGGCGGGUGGCAGUAAUGAGAUUACCUCCUCCACCUCACCGCACCACCAGGUGGUGCAGCAAUCGGCCGGAGUCCAACCACCGUCGCAGCACAUCAUAGCCACCGUUAAUCAGCAUGCCAAACUUUUACCCAGCUCUAGUUCGCUGCCAAACGGUAAUGGCAGUUCGUCGCUGGCAGCCACAAACAACGAACCAAGUCGGAUUAGGAUCAACAAGAACCUGAUGAGUCAGCAGCCAGUGGUGGGGGUGAGUGGCAUUGCCCCACAUCACCACCAGCACCAUUCGACGCACAUGCAUCACUACGGCCAUGGGUACUACAAGAGUCAAGCCUCAUCACCCACUCAAUCCUCCAGUGCUGGCCUGAACCUGAGUACCCAUUCAUCGAAUGUGGUCAGUUCGCCGCAUCAUCCGAACCAUCAUCAGAAAACGCAGCAUAGUUCAGGAGGAUCUGGCAACCAUAGCCUGCAAAAUGGCAAGCCCCAUUUGGGCAGUGAAUUUGAGUUAUCCACGGACACUGAUGAUACGGACAGUCUGAAUGGUGAGCCCGAUUCGAGUGCCAUGCUACCACCCUGGGAACAGGCGGUCGAAUCCUUGAGAGAAACUCGUCCCAGAGAUCGGGAGAGGGUGCUCCAGCUACUUCAGCGAUUACUGCAGGAGAACCAUCAGUAUCGAUACAAUAACAUCCAACUGAGUGAGCUGCUCCACAAACAAGACGCCCAUAUAGCCGAUCUUACGGAGCAACUUCAAAGAUAUCGCAGACAGUUCGAGGAGCAGGACUGCAAACUAGAUCUUCGAAAGAUGCCAUUCAAGCAGCAAACUCGACUGGAGGAAGUGGUGGAUGAGAGUCGAGGAGAGCCGGAGGAGGACGAGGACUUGGAGGAAGAGGAAAUGGAGGACAGAGCUAAUAACAACAAUCAACAGGAGCUAUCUCCCCUGAUAAAGCCCCCAACAAAUGGCCUGCGACGAAGUGCCACGCCCCUUAACUGUUGUCGGAGUGAGGGGGAUUGCGAAAAACUGGAAGAGCCAGAAAACAAAAGAAUGAAGCUGCAGGAAGAAGAGAAAAUUCAGGACAGGCAGGUGGAGGAGGAGGAAAGUCCCUCAAAUAAUUCGGAGCCAGACGAUUUGGAAAAGACGCUAGAAAAUGACGAUACAUCUCCCCCCAAUGAUAAUAUUAAAAGUCCCCAGCCCAGUCAAAUCUCCAGCGAUGAGGAAAUGGAGGAAGAUGAAGAUGAAGAGGAGGAGGAGGAGGAUGAGGAUGAACGGGUUCAGAUACAAGCUCCCCACAGCAGUGCCCUGGCCACGCCCCCCACGGCGACAACGCCCCUUUCACCGGACUCGGCGGCAACUGCCGGCCAGUUAUUCGAUAGCAGCAAUAGCAGCGAUGAGUCCUCGAUGAAGAAGGCCCAAAUGUCCGCCUGCCAUGCACUGGAAAAAAUCAGCAGCAACGUCGCCAGCGAUGAGAACAACCAAAGGCUUGAAGAGGAAAGCCAGGAGGAGGAGGCGGAAGUGGAGGUGGAAGCGGAGGCGGACGAGGAUCCAGAUGAAGAGGACUCCGAUGACGAUGAGAUGCCAUUGCAGCAGCGACAGCAGCAGCAACGCCAGCGGGUAGGACCUCAGACCGCGGUCAGUGGAUCAGCCCCUGCCGGCCACCAUCAGGCACCACCACAUCCACAUCCACAUCCACAUCCACAUUCACAACCACAUCCACAUCCCCCCAUGGCCACCAAGGCCAGCAAGAAGCAAACGCCACCAGCACCACCCACAACAGCCACAUCCGGCACAACAUCAGCGACAACGAACUGCGAGUUACAAAUCAAAAAGGAAAUAGCCUAGAGAUAAAUACCCAAAAAAAAACCUCUCAAAGAAAAGCUCUUUCGCACACACAACAAAGCAGUUAAAUCAUAGUUAAGAUCCCCAUUUUAUUUCAAAAAAGAAAGUGCAGCCGAAAUUCAAGCACAAAACAUAAACGCACAUAUUGCCCAUUUGAGGGGUAUUAUAAAGAAAGCAAAUAUUUCGCAAAUAGGGAGGAACAAAGUAUAAUUCGAUAUUUUUUGUAAGGGUUUUCAAAAUAUCUGCUAAGAAAAACUGGCUUUCAAACUCUUUUAAUAUAAGGGGUUUACGAUAUGGACUUUGAGUAUUUAAAUUAAAAAUCACUUUUUGUUAAGAUGAUUUUGAUUUUGAUUUGAUUUUCAAAUAACUUGAGCCUUCUGCGACUCCUUUAAUAUUUUAUUAUUUUUAAUAAAUUUCCAAUCAACAGUUUAAAGGCCUUUUAUAUUAACAGAAAUUCGUUAUAACUAAACUUAAAAUCCAGGGAAUUUCAUCACUUUCAAAACCAAACAUUUCCCUAAAAAAAACAAUUUAAAAUUAAAAAUAUUUUUCAAAACGCUUUCACAUAGCUUGAAUUGAUCUCACUUAUAUAAAAAAAGGAAAAAAAAACAAGUUAUUUAGGCUUCCCUAAUUCGAAAAUCUUUCAGCGUGCUUGCAGAAAUUAUAAAUGAAACCAAAGCUUUAAAAAAUUUAAUUUUUGUAUAUUAUUCAACGACCAACUUGUGCGUGUGUUAAUAGCACUUAUAGUUAAACCUAAAUAAGUUAUUAUUUGUUUUAACUUGAAAACUUUUAAACCCAAAAUAAUAUUCAAAUCGAGGCUUUGAAAGCAAAAUUUAGAAAAGGUUUUUCUUUGUUCAGACAGGCAGCUGGUUCUUAUUAAGAAGGAUGUUAUUACAUUUAGUUUGGACCCUAACUUUAAGUUGAACAGACAAAUCGAUAGAGCAAAAUGAGAGGACACACAAAAUGAACCCACCACAGAUAACAACAAAAUUAAUGCUAAAAUAUUCUAACAUAAUUCUUAUUAAAGAAAGGAAAACCAAUAUUAAUAAAUAAGAUGUUGCCGCGUUAAAUUAUACAAUACAAAUAUGAGUAAUAUUCUACGAUAUAUGAUAGUUGAUGAGCAGCAAGUGCGGGAUUAUUAAUUAAUGCUAAGCCUUCACGAAAAGCAUAAACAUAUACAUAACAUACAUAAAGAUUAAUAUUUAUUGUAGCUGCUAAUUCGAGCAAUUAUCUUAUUUGUAAAAUUAUAGCCUUCUGUUCUUCUUCACCUUUUAAGCUUUGCUCUGUAGGCAUUUAGUUUCGUAGAUUGUAACCAUACAACAACCACAUUUGCUAACUAGUUCAUAAGGCUUAUCGUUGGCUAAGUUCUUUGUCUAUUGUGAAUGACAUCGAAUGGUCAUCAGUUUUUUGUAAAUAUUAUUUUUCCUUCGACGAGAUUAGAGUACAACGGAUUUUAGUUGCCAACACUUUGUGAGAAACAUAUGUAUAUGCUAGAUAACUUCUGGAUGAUAACCAACUGGAAACAAACCCAAGCCAAGAGCCAAGCGAAAAGAGCGCAGAGAUUUCAAAAAUCUAUAAACUUUUGUUAUAAAAACAUAUUUCAUAAAUUAUUUAUGCCUGUGUGUGUUUGUACUUUUUAAAAGAAAACAUUUCGUUCUGUAUUUAAGAAUACAAAUUCUAACCUAACAUAAAACAAAACAAAAAGAAAAGAAAAGAAAAUUUAAACAUUUAAACAAAUUCAAACCAAAAUUUGUCUAGAUCCUAAGCUAAAAUUGUGUAAAAUUGUAUAAAUUUAAAAGAGCUAUAAACGAAACAUUUAAACCAUUUAAAAACCAUUUAAAUUGAGAUAUUAAGCAUGAAAAAAUCCACUGUUAUGCAUAUUUAAAGAAGUUAAAUAAAAUAUAUGGAACAAAAAAUGAAAAAAACAAAUUACAAUUGCUAUGCAAAAAUAAAAACAAAAAUAUACAAAUUAUUGUAAAUGAAUUCUCUCCAUUUUUGUGUUUUAUUUGCCAGACCAGAACCAGUACGAUAAUAAACGAAUUACAUUAAAUAAAUUAUAAAUCACAGCAAUACAGAAAAGUACCGAAUAAAUAGGGACGAAAAAUGGUUAAUCAAAAACGUCAAAACGGUUUUCAGCAAAUUUCGUGUAUUUAUGGCCAAAUUUUAUAAAACGAUAAAAAUAGUUGAGCAUACAGAGACGAGAAAAACCCAAACAUUUUUUGUAUCAUUUUUGCUAACAACCCAAAGAGAUAAACAACAAAACAAACAAUCAUUUUUAUAAUUAAACGAUUAAAAUAUAUUGACAAAUUUUACAUAACCCGAGUGUUUAUAUAUGACAUAUUAUAUAUUUAAAAUUAAAUACGAUAUAGAAUGAUGCCCAGCAAAACACGAGCAUCUUUGCCCCGCUUAAUGAAUCGACUUGAUAUUGUUAAAACUUAAACGUGCAAAGGCUAAGUAACCAGAAGAACAAGAAAUCACAAAAUAAUGGCAUAAGUUAUAUAUUAAUUAUUUAAGCAUGCAGCAACAAAUCCGCGUCUUGUCAAAAUACAACAUAUACAUAAUUAUAUGUCUGACGAUUCAGAAUGCAGAAAUAAAAUGUACAAAUUGUGGAGCAAAUAAACAAUAGAAAAUAUAGUGAGAAUUCGGAGAGGAGUAUGAACGAAAACUUAAAAUGAAAUGCACCACAUGCAAAUAAAGUUUAAUCAAAUUAAACAGUUAAUGAAAAAACAAAUUUGACUUCAACGUUUCAUAUUUAAGUAGUGCAGAAACAAAUAAAUACAAAGGAAAACAAAAAUAAAUUAUUACACAUGUAAUGAAAACAAAAACAACAAAUAAAAAAGCGAUAAAUAUUA
Messenger RNA from Drosophila rhopaloa, 7706 nucleotides. RefSeq lists its product as uncharacterized. The transcript has 2 exons. Gene Ontology annotation, cellular component: nucleus. Gene Ontology annotation, molecular function: DNA-binding transcription factor activity, RNA polymerase II-specific; RNA polymerase II cis-regulatory region sequence-specific DNA binding; SMAD binding. Bases 1078 to 4860 code for a protein of 1260 amino acids. Gene Ontology annotation, biological process: negative regulation of BMP signaling pathway. The record is from RefSeq and is a predicted model, not a curated record. NCBI's taxonomy places the organism in Eukaryota, Metazoa, Arthropoda, Insecta, Diptera, Drosophilidae.